AUUUUAUCGAACGAUUCUAGUUGAUCAAAUGCUUAAAGCACCCUGAAAAGCCAAUCAGCAACUUGUGUCUGAAUGAACAAUGCAAAGAAUUACACUACUUUUGUUCGACCUGUGUCAAGCUCCAUGUGGAACACUCCAAAGACAUCAUUUACAUGAAAUAAAUUGGAUCUUCUACUCAAACGCUCUUCCAAUGUCAAUGAAUUCUCUCAAGACAAGUUGGGAUUGGAAACAUUCAACAUCUAUCGUGAAUUCAAGAAAACAAUCCUUAAUUAAUUGAAUCUCUUGGAAGAAGAAUUAAGGAUCAUUAUAAGCAAUUUAGUCAACGAUGAAUAAAUGAAUCAAUACGCCUACAAAUUCUUAAAGAGCAUCAAUGACUUCGGCAAAGAAGACCUUGAAGAUUUAAGAGAAUAUCUUUUAAAGGAAAAGAAAGACAUUUAAAAAAACUAAGUAACAUUAAAAGAGAGUUAAAACAAACAAAAACUCAUUGAACUCAAAGACUAUCUCAAUGAAAGGAUUCCACAUCUAUAAAAGGAAGUGCUUAAUCAAUUAGAUUGUGUCAAUAGGAUAUUUUAUACCCAAAGUGAAAGAAUCGAUAGAUUGAAGAAAGUCUGGAUUACUGAAGAGGGUUUGAGCCAACCAAGUGUCUUCAAUAAGAACACAAUCAGAGUCAAUUAAUUCCAAAUCAGAGACAAACCUUUGUAUUUAAUUGGAAUCUACUAGCCUAUGUUAUACAAGGGUAGUUACAAUUCAACAAAUUAUGAUUCACAAAGCAAAUCUUCAUUUUAAAUAACCUACAAGUUACAUUUAGGACAUGAUCUAACCAAAUAUAUACUCAAAGAAAAAAUAAUAUUGGAACAUGAAAAAUUGAAAAUUGUGGAUGGGCACUUAUAUUAUUUGGAAUUCAAGAGGCCCAUUAAAAUGUUGCCUCAUCAGACUUACAGUUUUUCAAUAACAACAAAAGAAUAAAAACCAUUUUACACUUAUCAAUAUUCCCUUAAUCAUGUUGAUCAUCCACUCAUCAAGUGGCAAUCAGAGAAUCUAUCAGAAUCUGAUUAGUUUAUCAAAUAGAAAUAUGAUCAUCUUUAUUCUUAUCCAGAUAUUGAUUAAUUGCCAGCAUUAUAGGUGAAGUUGUGA
Messenger RNA from Paramecium tetraurelia, 1134 nucleotides. RefSeq lists its product as uncharacterized. The record is from RefSeq and is a predicted model, not a curated record. The transcript is spliced from 2 exons. Lineage: Eukaryota; Ciliophora; Oligohymenophorea; Peniculida; Parameciidae.